Acipenser ruthenus (sterlet) is the source of this 450-nucleotide messenger RNA. RefSeq names its product TBC1 domain family member 2A-like. The record is from RefSeq and is a predicted model, not a curated record. Gene Ontology annotation, biological process: activation of GTPase activity. Bases 1 to 438 code for a protein of 145 amino acids. Lineage: Eukaryota; Metazoa; Chordata; Actinopteri; Acipenseriformes; Acipenseridae. The transcript is spliced from 2 exons. Gene Ontology annotation, molecular function: GTPase activator activity.
AUGGUGGACAAGCCUUUGCGGACCAGGUGGGCUAACUACCUGACCAGGCCGUCCCUUGGACCAGCUGGCUCCAUCCCCGGAGCUGAAGGGCCUGAUCCGGUGUGGAUCCCUGUGGAGUACCGGGAGCAGGUGUGGCGCUGGAUCGUGAGGACACGGACGCAGGUCUAUAGGAAGCGGAAUCCCAAUCGCUACCAGGAGCUGAGGAUGCACUGCGAGGUGUCGGAGCACCCGGCCUCGCGGCAAACCAGGCUGGACCUGCACCGCAUCCUCACCAGCAAUAAGCACUUCUCCUCGCCCACCUCCGACGCAGUCCAAAAGCUGCAGCGCAUUCUGCUAGCCUUCUCCUGGCAAAACCCCACCAUCGGCUACUGCCAGGGCCUCAACCGGCUGAUCAGAGGGUGUUCCGUGACUUUCUUGCUGAGAAGAUGCCUCGCCUGACGGCCCACUUCA